AUAAGAGGCAAACAAAGGCACUGAGACACGAUGCUGACAGCGACCAGAUUCCCAAAGCAAGGCCAAGAUGUCCAUAUCUCCAGAGCUGGGUGAUGGGCUCUGACCAAGAAGUGGAGUAUUUAAUAUCUGCUGAGAUGAAGUUGGAAAACGCCUGGGCCAAGGACCUCUGCAACGUCUUUCCUCCAACAAGAAAUGCAGAAGGUUCUCACAUGGGGAUAAGUUAAUUUUGCUUUGUGGAAAAGCCAAAAAUUCUUAACCAAUCAAUUCUGCUUUACUUGAAGGACUUCUGUGAGUUUCUGGGUCAGAGGCAGUCAUCAUCAGCGUGGUAUGUCACACUUACACAAAACACAACCAUGUUUUCUGACAUCAGAUGAUGUCUGCUGGGGGAAAACAGACUUUUUGUCAGCCAGCAAGACCUGAAUGUGGAGUGUUCAUUUACAGAAAACACUAACAAAAGACUUAAACAGAAGGAAGAAAAAUACAUGAAUCGUUUUCAAGGAGAAAUACUCCAGAAGAAGUGAGAAUGAAGACUGAGGAGAAUAGGUGGGUCCGCGUGACGGUGCUGCCCGGCUGCGUGGGCUGCAGGACCGUGGCGGUGCCGGCGUCCGCCACCGCGCGCGACCUCAAGGAGCGCAUCUGGGCCGAGACGGGCUUCCCUGUGACCGAGCAGCGGCUGUGGCGCGGCGACAGGGAGUUAUCUGACUGGGCCAGGAUUGGAGAUCUGACUUCCAAAAAUUAUCAACUUUUUGUAAACCUUCAAUCAAGAGGCUUGAAAGGGGGAGGUCGGUUUGGCCAGACAACUCCCCCUCUGGUUGACUUCCUCAAGGACAUCUUAAGAAGAUAUCCAGAAGGAGGACAGAUCCUUAAGGAAUUAAUUCAGAAUGCAGAAGAUGCUGGGGCCACAGAAGUUAAAUUUUUAUAUGAUGAAACUCAGUAUGGAACGGAGACUCUUUGGUCAAAAGAUAUGGCACAAUAUCAGGGGUCAGCUCUUUAUGUGUACAACAAUGCAGUUUUCACUCCGGAGGACUGGCACGGUAUUCAAGAAAUAGCAAGAAGCAGGAAAAAGGAUGACCCUUUGAAGGUUGGAAGAUUUGGAAUCGGGUUUAAUUCUGUCUAUCAUAUAACAGAUGUUCCCUGUAUCUUCAGCGGUGACCAGAUUGGGAUGUUAGAUCCUCAUCAAACACUUUUUGGCCCCCAAGAAUCAGGCCAGUGUUGGAAUCUCAAAGAUGACAGCAAAGAAAUUAGUGCACUUUCGGACCAAUUUGCACCAUUUGUGGGUGUUUUUGGAAGCACCAAGGAAACGUUUAUAAAUGGUACUUUUCCUGGAACAUUUUUCCGUUUCCCUCUUCGCCUGCAACCUUCACAGCUUAGUAGCAACCUCUACAAUAAGCAGAAGGUGCUCGAGUUGUUCGAAUCCUUCAGGGCGGAUGCAGACACAGUGCUGCUCUUUCUGAAGAGUGUGCAGGCGGUCUCCUUACAUGUCCGAGAGGCAGACGGGACAGAGAAACUGGUAUUUAGAGUGACUGCAAGUGAGAAUGAGGCCCUGAAACAUGAACGGCCGAAUUCUAUCAAGAUUCUGGGAACUGCUAUAAGUAACUAUUGUAAAAAGAUCCCAAGCAGCAGCAUCACCUGUGUAACAUAUCACGUGAAUAUAGCUUUGGAGGACGACAGUACUGAGGGCGCUCAGAGGACAUCGUGGUUGGUGUGUAACAGUGUGGGUGGGCGAGGGAUUAGCAGCAAACUUGACUCUCUAGCUGAUGAAUUGAAAUUUGUCCCAAUCAUAGGAAUAGCCAUGUCUUUAUCAGGCAGAGAAGUUGAAGAAAAAGGAGCAAUAUCUGAUUUCUCUGGAAAAGCAUUUUGUUUUCUUCCUUUACCUCCUGGUGAGGAAAGCAAAACAGGGCUCCCGGUUCACAUUAGUGGGUUCUUUGGCCUCACUGACAACCGCAGGAGCAUAAAGUGGAGAGAGCUGGAUCAGUGGAGAGACCCUGCGGCCUUGUGGAAUGAACUUCUUGUUGCCAAUGUUGUCCCCAGAGCUUACGCUACUCUGAUCUUAGAUUCCAUAAAACGCCUGGAGACAGAAAAGAGCUCUGACUUCCCUUUGUCGGUGGACGUCAUCUACAAGCUUUGGCCUGAAGCCAGCAAAAUCAAGGCACCCUGGCGGCCCCUGUUGGGGCCUCUGUUCAGCGAGCUGUUCCAGAAUGCCGUCAUUUACUCCAUUGGCAGUGCCUGGGUCAAGCUGGAGCAGGCACACUUCUCGGAGCUAGACGAAAGUCUGGAAUACACAGCAUCUGUGCUCAGCUACCUCCAGAGCUCAGGGAAGCAGGUGGCCAAGGUGCCAGGGAAUGUGGCUGCUGCCAUAGAGCUCAGUGCUGUGGCCUCCUCUGGCGCAGCCCCUGUGAGGAAGGUGACGCCUGCGUGGGUGCGGCAGGUGCUGAGGAAGUGCGCUCACCUGGGCAGUGCUGAAGAAAAGCUCCACCUUCUAGAGUUCGUGCUGUCCGACCAUGCCUACAGCGAGCUGCUGGGGCUGGAGCUGCUACCUUUACAAAAUGGAGAUUUUGUCCCCUUCUCCUCAUCUGUAUCAGAUCAAGAUGUUAUUUAUAUUACCUCAGAAGAGUAUCCAAGGUCCCUUUUUCCAGGUCUUGAAGGAAGAUUUAUAUUAGAUUACUUGAAGCCUCACCUUCUAGCUGCUUUAAAGGAAGCUGCCCAAACCCGAGCACAACAACUUCUCUGGGGAUAUUCAGGAAGACCAUGUACUCAGCUGCAGCUUCUCAAUCCAGAACGAUUUGCUCGUCUUAUUAAAGAAGUAAUGAAUGCAUUCUGGCCUGGCAGAGAGUUAAUUGUUCAGUGGUAUCCUUUCAGUGAAGACAGAAAUCAUCCAUCUGUUUCAUGGCUUAAGAUGGUUUGGAAGAAUCUCUAUAUACAUUUUUCAGAGGACCUGACUUUAUUUGAUGAGAUGCCCCUCAUCCCCAGAACUACACUAGACGAAGGUCAGACAUGUGUGGAACUCGUUAGACUCAGGAUUCCGUCAGUAGUCAUUUUAGACGAUGAAACUGAAGCACAACUUCCAGAAUUUUUAGCCGACAUUGUACAAAAACUUGGGGGGAUUGUCCUGAAAAAAUUAGAUGCCUCGAUACAACAUCCUCUCAUUAAGAAAUACAUUCAUUCACCAAUGCCAAGUGCUAUUUUACAGAUUAUGGAGAAGAUACCGUUGCAGAAACUGUGUAAUCAGAUAGCCUCACUACUUCCAACACACAAAGAUGCUCUGAGGAAGUUCUUGGCUAGCUUAACUGAUAGCAGUGAAAAGGAGAAAAGAAUAAUUCAAGAGCUGACAAUAUUCAAACGAAUUAACCACUCACCUGAUCAGGGAAUUUCUUCUUACACAAAAUUAAAAGGUUGUAAGGUCUUGCACCAUACCGCCAAACUUCCACCAGAUCUGCGACUUUCUAUUUCAGUAAUAGACAGUAGUGAUGAAGCUACCAUUCGUUUGGCAAACAUGUUGAAAAUCGAGAAAUUAAAGACUACCAGCUGCUUAAACCUUGUUUUAAAAGAUAUGGAAAAUGCAUUUUAUUCACAUGAAGAAGUAACACACAUUAUGUUAUGGAUUCUUGAGAAUCUGUCUUCUCUUAAAAGUGAGAAUCCACAUGUGCUUGAUUGGUUAGUGCCAUUAAAAUGCAUUCAGAUUUCACAGGGACAGAUGGUGUCAGCUAGUGAACUCUUCGAUCCUGAUGUAGCAGUACUAAAGGAUCUCUUUUAUAAUGAAGAAGAAGCCUGUUUCCCACCCUCAGUUUUUACCUCACCAGAUAUCCUUCACUCUUUGAGACAGAUUGGCUUAAAAAAUGAAGCCAGUCUCAAAGAGAAAGAUGUUGUGCAAGUAGCGAAAAAAAUUGAAGCUUUACAGGUCAGUUCUUGUCCAAAUCAGGAUGUUUUCCUAAAGAAAGCCCAAACUCUCUUACUGGUUUUAAAUAAGAAUCCUACACUCUUGCAGUCUUCUGAAGGAAAGGUGACAUUAAAGAAAAUAAAAUGGGUUCCAGCCUGCAAGGAAAGGCCUCCAAAUUAUCCAGGUUCUUUAGUCUGGAAAGGAGAUUGCUGUAAUCUCUGUGCACCUCCAGAUAUGUGCGAUGCAACCCAUGCAAUUCUAGUGGGCUCAUCACUUCCCCUUGUUCAAAGUAUCAAUGUAAACUUGGAAAAAGCAUUAGGUAUCUUCACAAAACCUAGCAUUGGUGCUGUCUUAAAACACUUUAAAAUUGUUGUUGAUUGGUAUACUUCAAAAACCUUUAGUGAUGAAGACUACUAUCAAUUCCAACAUAUUUUGCUUGAAAUUUAUGGAUUCAUGCAUGAUCAUUUGAAUGAAGGGAAAGAUUCUUUUCAGGCCUUAACGUUUCCAUGGGUUUGGACUGGCAAAAAAUUUUGUCCUCUUGCCCAAGCUGUAAUAAAACCAAUCCAUGAUCUGGACCUUCAGCCUUACUUACAUAAUGUGCCUAAAACCAUGGCAAAAUUUCACCAACUGUUUAAGGCCUGUGGUUCAAUAGAAGAGUUGACAUCAGAUCAUAUUUCCAUGGUCAUUCAGAAGGUGUAUCUCAAAAGUGACCAAGAUCUCAGUGAACAAGAAAGCAAACAAAACCUUCAUCUUAUGUUGAAUAUUAUCAGAUGGCUAUAUAGCAACCAAAUUCCAGCAAGCCCUAAUACACCAGUUCCUAUACAUCAUAGCAAAAAUCCUUCUAAACUUAUCAUGAAGCCAAUUCAUGAAUGCUGUUAUUGUGACAUCAAAGUUGAUGACCUCAAUGACCUACUUGAAGAUUCAGUGGAACCAAUUAUUUUGGUGCAUGAGGACAUACCCAUGAAAACUGCAGAGUGGCUGAAAGUUCCAUGCCUUAGUACAAGAUUGAUCAAUCCUGAAAACAUGGGAUUUGAGCAGUCAGGACAAAGAGAACCACUUACUGUAAGAAUUAAAAACAUUCUGGAAGAAUACCCUUCCGUGUCAGAUAUUUUUAAAGAGCUACUUCAAAAUGCUGAUGAUGCAAAUGCAACAGAAUGCAGCUUCAUGAUUGAUAUGAGGCGAAAUAUGGACAUAAGAGAGAAUCUCCUAGACCCGGGGAUGGCAGCUUGCCAUGGACCUGCUUUGUGGUCAUUCAAUAAUUCUGAAUUCUCAGAUUCAGAUUUUGUGAACAUAACCAGGUUAGGCGAAUCUUUAAAAAGGGGAGAAGUUGACAAAGUUGGAAAAUUUGGUCUUGGAUUUAAUUCUGUGUAUCAUAUCACUGACAUUCCCAUCAUCAUGAGCCGAGAAUUCAUGAUAAUGUUUGAUCCAAACAUAAACCAUAUCAGUAAACACAUUAAAGAUAAAUCUAAUCCUGGGAUCAAAAUUAACUGGAGUAAGCAACAGAAAAGACUUAGGAAGUUUCCUAAUCAGUUCAAACCAUUUAUAGACAUAUUUGGCUGCCAGUUACCUUUGACUGUGGAAGCACCCUACAGCUACAAUGGAACUCUUUUCCGACUAUCCUUUAGGACUCAGCAGGAAGCCAAAGUGAGUGAGGUUAGCAGUACCUGCUAUAAUACUGCAGACAUUUACUCUCUUGUGGAUGAGUUUAGUCUCUGUGGACACAGACUUAUCAUUUUCACUCAGAGUGUGAACUCAAUGUAUUUAAAAUAUUUGAAGAUUGAGGAAACCAAUCCUAGCUUAGCUCAAGAUACGAUAAUAAUUAGGAAAAAACCCUGCUCUUCCAAAGCAUUGAAUGCACCUGUUUUAAGUGUUUUAAAAGAAGCUGCUGAACUCAUGAAGACUUGCAGCAGCAGUAAUAAAAAGCUUCCCACCGAUGCACCAAAGUCAUCUUGCAUUCUUCAGAUCACAGUCGAGGAAUUUCACCAUGUGUUCAGAAGGAUUGCCGAUUUGCAGUCACCACUGUUCCGAGGUCCAGAUGACGACCCUGCUGUUCUCUUUGAAAUGGCUAAGUCCAAAAAGCCAUCAGAUGAGUUGCCACAAAAAACUCUAGAUUCUACCACAUGGCUUAUAUGUACCUGUAUGGAUAUAGGAGAGGCUCUCAAGUUUUCCUUGAGCGAAAGUGGGAGAAGACUAGGGCUGGUUCCUUGUGGGGCGGUAGGAGUUCUGCUGUCUGAAGUCCAGGACCAGAAGUGGACCGUGAAACCACACACUGGAGAGGUAUUUUGCUAUUUACCUUUGCGAAUAAAAACAGGAUUGCCAGUUCAUAUCAAUGGGUGCUUUGCUGUUACUUCAAAUAGAAAAGAAAUCUGGAAGACAGAUACAAAAGGACGAUGGAAUACCACAUUCAUGAGACAUGUUAUUGUGAAAGCGUACUUACAGGCACUCAGUGUCUUGCGGGACCUGGCCACUGGUGGGGAGCUAACUGAUUAUACUUACUAUGCUGCGUGGCCUGAUCCUGACUUAGUUCACGAUGACUUCUCCGUAAUUUGUCAAGGAUUUUAUGAAGAUAUAGCUCAUGGAAAAGGGAAGGACUUGACCAGAGUCUUCUCUGAUGGGUCCACUUGGGUUUCCAUGAAGAAUGUGAGAUUUCUAGAUGACUCUAUACUUCAAAGAAGAGAUGUUGGACCAGCAGCCUUCAAGAUAUUUCUGAAGCACCUCAAGAAGACUGGGUCCAAAAACCUUUGUGCUGUGGAACUUCCUUCUUCAGUGAAGUUGGGAUUCGAAGAAGCUGGCUGCAGACAGAUACUGCUUGAAAAUACAUUUUCAGAGAAACAGUUUUUUUCAGAAGUGUUUUUUCCAAAUAUUCAAGAAAUUGAAGCAGAACUUAGAGAUCCUUUAAUGAAUUAUGUUCUAAAUGAAAAAAUUGAUGAGUUCUCAGGAAUUCUUCGUGUUACUCCAUGUAUUCCUUGCUCCUUGGAGGGGCAUCCUUUGGUUUUACCAUCAAGAUUGAUCCACCCUGAAGGACGAGUUGCAAAGUUAUUUGAUAUUAAAGAUGGACGGUUUCCUUAUGGUUCUGCUCAGGAUUACCUCAAUCCUAUUAUUCUCAUUAAGCUAGUUCAGUUAGGCAUGGCAAAAGAUGAUGUUUUAUGGGAUGACAUGCUGGAACGUGCAGAGUCAGUAGCUGAAAUUAAUAAAAGUGAUCACAUUGCUGCUUGUCUAAGAAGUAGUAUCCUAUUAAGUCUUAUUGAUGAGAAACUAAAAAUAAGGGAUCCUAGAGCAAAGGAUUUUGCUGCAAAAUAUCAAACAAUUCCUUUCCUUCCAUUUCUGACAAAGCCAGCGGGUUUCUCUUUGGAAUGGAAAGGCAACAGUUUUAAGCCUGAAACCAUGUUUGCAGCAGUUGACCUCUAUACAGCUGAACAUCAAGAUAUAGUUUGUCUUUUGCAACCAAUUCUCAAUGAAAAUUCCCAUUCCUUCAGAGGUUGUGGUUCAGUGUCAUUGGCUGUUAAAGAGUUUUUGGGAUUACUAAAGAAACCAACAGUUGAUCUGGUUAUAAAUCAGUUGAAACAAGUUGCAAAAUCAGUUGAUGAUGGAAUCACAUUGUACCAGGAGAAUAUCACCAAUGCUUGUUACAAGUAUCUUCAUGAAGCAAUGAUGCAAAAUGAAAUAACCAAGACAGCAAUUAUUGAGAAGUUAAAAUCUUUUAGUUUCAUUCUAGUUGAGAAUACUUAUGUUGACUCAGAAAAAGUUUCCUUUCAUUUGAAUUUCGAAGCAGCACCAUACCUUUAUCAGUUACCUAACAAGUACAAAAAUAAUUUCCGUGAACUUUUUGAAAGUGUGGGUGUGAGGCAGUCGUUUAUGGUUGAAGAUUUUGCCCUAGUUUUGGAAUCUGUUGAUCAAGAAAGAGGAAAAAAACAAAUAACAGAAGAGAAUUUUCAGCUUUGCCGACGAAUAAUCAGUGAAGGAAUAUGGAGUCUCAUUCGAGAAAAGAAACAAGAAUUUUGUGAGAAAAACUAUGGCAAAAUAUUAUUGCCAGAUACUAAUUUUGUGCUUCUCCCUGCUAAAUCAUUAUGCUACAAUGAUUGUCCCUGGAUAAAAGUAAAAGAUACCACUGUGAAAUAUUGUCACGCUGAUAUACCUAGGGAAGUAGCUGUAAAACUAGGAGCAGUACCAAAGAGACAUAAGGCGUUAGAAAGAUAUGCAUCCAACAUCUGUUUUACAACACUUGGCACAGAAUUUGGACAGAAAGAAAAAUUGACCAGCAGAAUUAAGAGCAUCCUUAAUGCCUAUCCUUCAGAAAAGGAGAUGUUGAAAGAGCUUCUUCAAAAUGCUGAUGAUGCUAAGGCCACAGAAAUCUGCUUUGUGUUUGAUCCUAGACAGCAUCCAGUUGACAGGAUAUUUGAUGAUAAGUGGGCCCCAUUGCAAGGGCCAGCACUGUGUGUGUAUAACAACCAGCCUUUUACAGAAGAUGAUGUUAGAGGAAUUCAGAAUCUUGGAAAAGGCACCAAAGAAGGAAAUCCUUGCAAAACUGGACAGUAUGGAAUAGGAUUCAAUUCUGUGUAUCAUAUUACAGACUGCCCUUCUUUCAUUUCUGGCAAUGACAUCCUAUGCAUUUUUGACCCUCAUGCUAGAUAUGCCCCAGGAGCCACAUCCAUUAGUCCUGGACGCAUGUUUAGAGAUUUAGACACAGACUUUAGAACACAGUUCUCAGAUGUUCUUGAUCUUUAUUUGGGAACUCACUUUAAACUGGAUAAUUGCACAAUGUUUAGAUUUCCUCUGCGCAAUGCAGAAAUGGCCAAAGUUUCAGAAAUUUCUUCAGUUCCAUCAUCAGAUAGAAUGGUGCAGAAUCUUUUGGACAAAUUACGCUCAGAUGGGGCAGAACUUCUAAUGUUUCUUAAUCACAUGGAAAAAAUUUCUAUUUGUGAAAUAGACAAGGCCACUGGAGGCCUGACUGUGCUGUAUUCAGUAAAGGGCACGAUCACUGAUGGAGACAGGUUGAAAAGGAAGCAAUUUCACGCAUCUGUAAUUGACAGUGUGUCUAAAAAGAGGCAGCUCAAAGACAUACCAGUUCAGCAGAUAACCUACACUAUGGAUACUGAAGACUCUGAAGGAAAUCUGACUACAUGGCUAAUUUGCAACAGAUCAGGAUUUUCAAAUAUGGACAAAGUGUCUAAGAGUGUUAUUUCAGCUCACAAGAACCAAGAUAUCACUCUCUUCCCACGUGGGGGCGUAGCUGCCUGCAUUACCCACAACUAUAAAAAGCCCCACAGGGCCUUCUGUUUUCUGCCUCUGUCUUUGGAGACAGGGUUGCCAUUUCAUGUGAAUGGCCACUUUGCACUAGAUUCAGCCCGAAGAAACCUGUGGCGUGAUGACAAUGGAGUUGGGGUUCGAAGUGACUGGAAUAACAGCUUAAUGACAGCAUUGAUAGCUCCUGCAUAUGUUGAACUGCUAACCCAGUUAAAAAAGCGGUAUUUCCCUGGUUCUGACCCAACAUUAUCAGUUUUACAGAACACGCCUAUUCAUGUUGUAAAGGACACUUUAAAGAAAUUUCUGUCCUUUUUCCCAGUUAACAGGCUUGAUCUGCAGCCAGAUUUAUAUUGCUUGGUGAAAGCGCUUUAUAGUUGCAUUCAUGAAGACAUGAAACGUCUUUUACCUGUUGUUCGGGCUCCAAAUAUUGAUGGCUCUGAUUUGCACUCUGCAGUCAUAAUUACUUGGAUCAAUAUGUCUACUCAAAAUAAGACCAGGCCAUUUUUUGACAACUUAUUACAGGAUGAAUUACAACACCUAAAAAGUGCUGAUUAUAAUAUCACAACUCGCAAAACAGUAGCAGAGAAUGUCUACAGACUAAAACACCUACUUUUAGAAAUUGGUUUCAACUUGGUUUAUAACUGUGACGAAACUGCUAAUCUUUACCACUGCCUCAUAGAUGCAGACAUCCCUGUUAGUUACGUGACUCCUGCUGAUGUGAGGGCCUUUCUGAUGACGUUCUCCUCACCUGAUACUAAUUGCCAUAUUGGGAAGCUGCCUUGUCGUCUUCAGCAGACUAACCUAAAACUUUUUCAUAGUUUAAAACUUUUAGUUGAUUAUUGUUUUAAAGAUGCAGAAGAAAACGAGGUUGAAGUUGAGGGACUGCCCCUUCUUACCACGCUGGACAGUGUUUUGCAAACGUUUGAUGCAAAACGACCCAAGUUUCUCACAACAUACCAUGAACUGAUUCCAUCCCGCAAAGACUUGUUUAUGAAUACAUUAUAUUUGAAAUAUAGUAAUAUUUUAUUGAACUGUAAAGUUGCAAAAGUGUUUGACAUUUCCAGCUUUGCUGAUUUGCUGUCGUCUGUGUUGCCUCGUGAAUAUAAGACCAAAAAUUGUACAAAGUGGAAAGACAAUUUUGCAAGUGAAUCCUGGCUUAAGAAUGCAUGGCAUUUUAUCAGUGAAUCUGUAAGUGUGAAAGAAGAUCAGGAAGAAGCAAAACCAACCUUUGACAUUGUUGUUGACACUCUCAAAGACUGGGCAUUGCUUCCAGGGACAAAGUUCACUGUGUCAGCCAAUCAGCUUGUGGUUCCUGAAGGAGAUGUUCUGCUUCCUCUAAGCCUUAUGCAUAUUGCAGUUUUUCCAAAUGCCCAGAGUGAUAAAGUUUUCCAUGCUCUAAUGAAAGCUGGCUGCAUUCAGCUUGCUUUGAACAAAAUCUGCUCCAAAGACAGUGUGUUUGUUCCUCUGUUGUCAUGUCACACGGCAAACAUAGAGAGCCCCACAAGCAUCUUGAAGGCUGUACAUUACAUGGUCCAAACUUCAACUUUUAGAACUGAAAAAUUAGUAGAAAAUGACUUUGAAGCACUUUUGAUGUAUUUCAACUGCAAUCUGAGUCACUUGAUGUCCCAAGAUGACAUAAAAAUUUUAAAGUCACUUCCAUGUUACAGAUCCAUCAGUGGUCGCUAUAUGAGCAUUGCCAAAUUUGGAUCAUGCUACGUACUCACAAAAAGUAUCCCCUCAGCUGAAGUGGACAGAUGGACACAGUCAUCAUCUUCUGCAUUUCUUGAAGAAAAAGCUCAUUUGAAGGAACUGUAUGGGGUGCUUGGUUGUGUGCCUGUGGAUGAUCUUGAAGUAUAUUUGAAACACCUCUUACCAAAAAUUGAAAACCUCUCUUAUGAUGCAAAAUUAGAGCAUUUGAUCUACCUUAAGAAUAGAUUAUCAAGUAUUGAGGAGUUAUCAGAGAUUAAGGAACAACUUUUUGAAAAACUAGAAGGUUUAUUGGUCAUCCAUGAUGCCAACAAUCGACUGAAGCAAGCAAAACAUUUCUACGAUAGAACAGUGAGAGUUUUUGAAGUUAUGCUUCCUGAAAAGUUGUUUAUUCCUAAGGAUUUCUUUAAAAAGCUGGAACAACUUAUAAAGCCUAAAAAUCAAGUUACAUUUAUGUCAUCCUGGGUGGAGUUCUUAAGAAAUAUUGGACUAAAGUAUGUACUUUCUCAGCAGCAGCUGCUACAGUUUGCUAAGGAAAUCAGCGUAAGAGCUAAUACCGAAAACUGGUCAAAAGAAACAUUGCAAAAUACAGUUGAUAUCCUCCUCCAUCACAUAUUCCAGGAACGAAUGGAUCUGUUGUCUGGGAAUUUUCUGAAAGAACUGUCCUUAAUACCGUUUUUAUGUCCUGAGCGGGCCCCUGCUGAGUACAUUCGAUUUCAUCCUCAAUACCAAGAAGUAAAUGGAACACUUCCUCUUAUAAAGUUCAAUGGAGCACAAGUAAAUCCCAAGUUCAAACAGUGUGAUGUGCUCCAGCUGCUGUGGACAUCCUGUCCUAUUCUUCCUGAGAAAGCUACACCCUUGAGUAUCAAAGAACAAGAAGGUAGUGACCUUGGUCCACAAGAGCAGCUUGAACAAGUUUUGAAUAUGCUUAAUGUCAACCUGGACCCCCCCCUUGACAAAGUCAUUAAUAACUGCAGAAACAUAUGCAACAUAACGACUUUGGAUGAAGACAUGGUAAAAACUAGAGCAAAGGUCUUAAGAAGCGUAUAUGAAUUUCUCAGUGCAGAGAAAAGAGAGUUCCGUUUUCAACUGCGGGGGGUUGCCUUUGUGAUGGUAGAAGAUGGCUGGAAACUUCUGAAGCCUGAGGAAGUCGUAAUAAACCUGGAAUAUGAGUCUGAUUUUAAGCCUUAUUUAUAUAAGCUGCCUUUAGAGCUUGGCACAUUUCAUCAGUUGUUCAAACACUUAGGUACCGAAGACAUUAUUUCAACCAAGCAAUAUGUUGAAGUGUUGAGCCGCAUAUUCAAAAACUCUGAAGGAAAGCAGUUAGAUCCUAAUGAAAUGCGUACAGUUAAAAGGGUAGUUUCCGGUCUGUUCAAGAGUCUGCAGAAUGAGUCCAUCAAGGUGAGGAGUGAUCUUGAGAAUGCACGAGACCUUGUGCUCUACCUUCCCAGCCAGGACGGAAGGUUGGUUAAGUCAAGCAUCUUAGUGUUUGAUGAUGCCCCACAUUACAAAAGUAGGAUCCAGGGGAAUAUUGGUGUGCAAAUGCUAGUUGACCUCAGCCAGUGCUACCUGGGGAAAGACCACGGAUUUCAUACUAAGUUGAUAAUGCUUUUUCCUCAGAAGCUUCGGCCUCGUCUGUUGAGCAGUAUACUUGAAGAGCAGUUGGAUGAGGAGACCCCCAAGGUUUGUCAGUUUGGAGCACUGUGUUCCCUUCAAGGGAGACUGCAGCUGCUCUUGUCUUCCGAACAGUUCAUCACAGGACUAAUUAGGAUCAUGAAGCAUGAAAAUGAUAAUGCUUUCCUGGCCAAUGAAGAAAAAGCCAUAAGACUUUGCAAAGCCCUAAGAGAAGGAUUAAAAGUGUCCUGUUUUGAAAAGCUUCAGACAACAUUAAGAGUUAAAGGUUUUAAUCCCAUCCCUCACAGCAGAAGUGAGACGUUUGCUUUUCUGAAGAGAUUUGGCAAUGCAGUCAUCUUGCUGUACAUCCAGCAUUCAGACAGUAAAGACAUUAAUUUCCUAUUAGCCUUAGCAAUGACCCUUAAGUCAGCAACUGACAACUUAAUUUCUGACACUUCUUAUCUAAUUGCUAUGCUGGGAUGCAAUGAUAUUUAUAGGAUCAGUGAGAAACUGGACAGUUUAGGGGUGAAAUAUGACUCUUCAGAGCCAUCAAAGCUGGAACUUCCAAUGCCUGGCACGCCAAUACCUGCUGAAAUUCAUUACACUCUACUCAUGGACCCAAUGAAUGUGUUUUAUCCAGGAGAAUAUGUUGGGUACCUUGUGGAUGCUGAAGGUGGUGAUAUCUAUGGGUCAUAUCAGCCAACAUACACAUAUGCAAUUAUUGUACAAGAAGUCGAAAGAGAAGAUGCUGACAAUUCUAGUUUUCUAGGAAAGAUAUAUCAGAUUGACAUUGGUUAUAGUGAAUACAAAAUAGUUAGCUCUCUUGAUUUGUAUAAGUUUUCAAGGCCUGAUGAGAGCUCUCAAAGUAGAGACAGUGCCCCUUCUACACCAACCAGUCCCACAGAAUUCCUUGCCCCUGGUCUGAGAAGCAUUCCUCCACUUUUCUCUGGCAGAGAGAGCCACAAGACUUCGUCCUCAAAACAUCAUUCCCCCAAAAAGCUUAAGGUUAAUUCUUUACCAGAAAUCUUAAAAGAAGUGACAUCAGUGGUGGAACAAGCUUGGAAGCUUCCAGAAUCAGAACGGAAAAAGAUUAUCAGGAGGUUGUAUUUGAAGUGGCAUCCUGACAAAAAUCCAGAGAACCAUGACAUUGCUAAUGAAGUUUUUAAACAUUUGCAGAAUGAAAUCAACAGAUUAGAAAAACAGGCUUUUCUAGAUCAAAAUGCAGACAGAGCCUCAAGACGAACAUUUUCAACCUCAGCGUCUCGAUUUCAGUCAGACAAGUACUCAUUUCAAAGAUUUUAUACGUCGUGGAAUCAAGAAGCAACGAGCCAUAAAUCUGAAAGGCAACAACAAAACAAAGAAAAAUGUCCUCCCUCUGCUGGACAGACUUACUCUCAGAGAUUCUUUGUCCCCCCGACGUUCAAGUCCGUUGGUAAUCCGGUGGAAGCACGGAGAUGGUUGAGACAAGCCAGAGCAAACUUCUCAGCUGCCAGAAACGACCUUCACAAAAAUGCCAACGAAUGGGUGUGCUUUAAGUGCUACCUCUCUACCAAAUUAGCUCUGAUUGCAGCUGACUAUGCUGUGAGGGGAAAGUCUGAUAAGGAUGUAAAGCCAACUGCACUUGCACAGAAGAUAGAGGAAUAUAGCCAGCAACUUGAAGGGCUGACAAAUGAUGUUCACACCUUGGAGGCUUAUGGUGUAGACAGUUUAAAAACAAGGUACCCUGAUUUGCUUCCUUUCCCACAGAUUCCAAAUGACAGGUUCACUUCCGAGGUUGCUAUGAGGGUGAUGGAAUGUACUGCCUGUAUCAUAAUAAAACUUGAAAAUUUCAUACAACAAAAAUUGUGAAAGUAUUUAAAGAAAAAAAAAGCAGAGCCAGAUCUUAAAUGGGUUGUAGCACAAAUAGGAAUCGCUCUACUUUAUGUAGCUGUAUUGCCAGAUCCUUAGGAACUGUGAAGCACAUUGCAGAUUGUUCUGGAAGAAUUUUGGAGUUGUUAUGAGUGUGCAUACAAACAGAAAACCUUAACUGAAUCUAAAAGAAAACAGUUUUGAAGAUGGCAGUCAACUGCACAAUUGCUGGAUGUUUGACUGAUUGGGAUGGCACAAUACUGGACUGCACUUUAUAGCACUAAAGCUUAGCGGUUUGCUAGUCUAUUUAUGUCCCUGGUUAGGAUGAAGUUAAUUUUGUUUUGAACAUGGUAUUUUUGAAGGAGCUAAUGGAACACUGGUCAUGUCAUUGGUUUUAGCAUAUAAGGGGAAUUAAGUCUUUGGAGUUCAUUUUUUUUUUUUAUUUUUCAGUGGAUCCUCUUGGAUGCAUUGGUUUCUUAUCAGCUGGACCUGAUUAUGAACUUGUUGCAAUUUCACAUCUUAAAUAACUCAGUACAUUUCAAAAAUGGUACAGUAUUUUAAAUCCUGACUAUUACUUGAUUGUGCGUAUGAAGACAGUAUGUAGAAUGCACUGAGUGUACUCUACAUCUUUCUUUUAAAUGGUUUUUAUACCUUAUGUUUACAGGCUUCCUGUUUCAUGAAGAACUCAAAGUGGUGGCAGUUUUCAUUACCAGGUGUUGAUAUAAUUUCUAAAAACUGCUCACCAGCGUGACAUUUAUCAUUGGUUAGAGCAUUGGCUUUAUGUUUGCUUGUACAUAUUUUCCAUGAAUGUCAUAAUUUAUAUAGUAUGGCUGAUCAAGAUGCAAUCUUUUGUUGUCUAAAGGUGCUGCAGUAAAAAAAAAAAAAAGACUUGCCUUUCAAUAUGGCACUUAGUGGAAGUUGUUUAUUUUACAUUAAAAACACCAAAAACUUGUUAAAAUCAUUGUGGUGAUAUCCAAUAGUUUAUUAAAGAAGAAUUAGCUUGUGUUCUCCCCAUGAAUGAUUCAGAGCUGACAUUUCAUUUUCACCAUGUUCAAGUGUCCACCUGUGCUUAUUUAACAUAAUUCUUUUGCAGAAUGUCAAGGAAAGGAAAUAAUAAUUAGUUUAUAUAAGUGUAUUGGCUAUAAAUGAUGCUAAAUAAAAUAUUUCAUGCAAUUAAGGGCUUACAGAACAUGUUAAAACUUUUUUACUUCUAUUGGAAAUAAGGAAUGUUUGCAGCUUCAACUGUAUUGCUUUUGGAUGUGAUAUCAUGUCAUUAUUUCUGCUACUAUAUUAAGUGCCAUGAUUUUAAUAAAGCAAAAUGUA
This is a messenger RNA of Castor canadensis (American beaver), 15613 nucleotides long. It is a transcript of the gene Sacs, whose product is annotated as sacsin molecular chaperone. NCBI's taxonomy places the organism in Eukaryota, Metazoa, Chordata, Mammalia, Rodentia, Castoridae. The record is from RefSeq and is a predicted model, not a curated record. Gene Ontology annotation, molecular function: Hsp70 protein binding.